AUGAUUCGUGGAUUCCGCUUGGGAAGCGUCGCCGCUCGCCGUUUCGUGUCUACCGCAAACGCCUCCACUAAGUACACCACCUUAUCCAACGGUGUCACCGUUGCUACUGAAGUCAACCCUCAUGCUCACUCUGCCGCUGUGGGUGUUUUCUUUGGCGCUGGUUCCAGAUCCGAGAACCCAUACAGCAACGGUGUGGCCGCAUUGACCACAUCCGUGUUGGGCCGUGGUAUCCAGAAUGGCGUUCUUUUCUCUUCUGAGUCUACCAAGGAGAUCAACGGUGUCAUUGCCCACUCCACCAACGCCAACGCAACUGUAGCUGCUACUGAAGUGGCCAAAAUUGUGUCUGCCGCUCCUGAGUUCAUCGAAAAGGCCGACUUUGCUGACGCUAAGGCUGCUCAGUACGCCAAGGCUGUUGCUUUGGAAGCUGAACCCUCCAAGAUGGUGUUGGAGCACUUGAAUGCUUCCGCUUUCCAGGGCUACUCCUUGGGCUUGCCAACCUUGGGUACCACUGACUCCAUCCCAGACUUGGAGAAGCUGGACUCGCUCCGUUUCUUAGAAAAGCACUUGGUUGGUUCCAACACUGUGGUGGCUGCUUCCGGUAACAUUGAGCACGACGCCUUGGUCGAUGCCUUGGAGGCUUCUUUGAAGAUCUCCGAGGGCCACAAGCCUGCUGUUGCCCCAGCUUCGUUCCUCGGUUCUGAGGUGAGAUUGAGAGAUGACACCAACCCUAAGGCUUACGUUUCUAUCGCUGUUCAGGGUGAGGGUGUUACUUCCCCAGCCUACUACGUGGCCAAGGUCGGUGCUGCUGUUUUCGGUGACUUCGACGCCAAGACCGCUCUCGCCAAAUUCACAUCUCCAAAGUUGGCUUCCAUUGUCCAGGAAUACCAUAUUGUUGACAAGUACACCCACUUCUCCACCUCGUACUCUGACACUGGUUUGUGGGGUUUCAACGCCGAGAUCUCUAACAUCGAGCAGAUUGAUGACUUUGUUCACUUCACUUUGAAGGAGUGGAACAGAUUGACCGUCUCUAUUACCGACGCCGAGGUGGCUAGAGCUAAGGCUGCCGUCAAGACCGAGAUCUUGGCUUCCUUGAACUCUCCACAGGCUAUUGUCUCUGACAUUGGUUCUAAGGUCUUGUUGAACGGUUACAGAGCCUCUAUCUCCCAGGCUUUGGAAGCCGUGGAUGCUAUCUCCACCAAGGAUGUGAAGAACUGGGCUUCGGUCGCAUUGUGGGACCAGGACAUUGUUAUCGCUGGUACCGGUUCCAUCGAGGACUUGUUGGACUACAACAGAUCCAGAAACGCUAUGGCCAUGAUGAGAUGGUAA
This is a messenger RNA of Sungouiella intermedia, 1326 nucleotides long. The record is from the annotation of a GenBank genome assembly. NCBI's taxonomy places the organism in Eukaryota, Fungi, Ascomycota, Pichiomycetes, Serinales, Metschnikowiaceae.